AUGGCUCGCGGAAACGACACUGCUUCUAAGAUCUUCUACAAGGGUAGCUCAGACGACUUCGUUGUCUUUGUGGAUGAUAUCGAGAGUCUCCAGAAGUGGAAGAGCGACCGCAGCAUUCCCCUGACCGAAGUUCUUAAUGGCUGGAAGAUCUUCCUGACUCACUCCCACGGAGCCCAGGGCGUCCUUGACACUGCCAGCAAGAGCUCUCUUCAGAACGAAUUCGGUACAUCCAACGAGGAUGAAUGCAUGGUCAAGAUCCUAGAAGGCGGCGAAUUCCAGGCUUCCACUGCACGCGAGCGUGAGGGCGGCAAGAAUGACUCCAACGGCAGCCGCUAA
Penicillium roqueforti is the source of this 336-nucleotide messenger RNA. Its product is annotated as SBDS family protein. The record is from RefSeq and is a predicted model, not a curated record. NCBI's taxonomy places the organism in Eukaryota, Fungi, Ascomycota, Eurotiomycetes, Eurotiales, Aspergillaceae. The transcript is spliced from 3 exons. Bases 1 to 336 code for a protein of 111 amino acids.